AUGGAGUACCUGGACGCAGCUCGCCGCUCGGCGUGGGCCGUCGGGUACCUGGUGGCGGGUCUCGGCGUGCUGCUCAAGCUGCUGGGCGACGCCUACUCGAACGCGCUGGACGUGUGCGAGAUGUACCCGCAGUUCUCCUUCCACGAGACGCUCGUGGAGGAGCUGGUCAUGCACCACACGACGCUGCCGCUCGUACGCGCGCACGUGCCCACGCUGCAUCUGCUCGGAGCCUACGUCGUCGUCUACGCCGCCAAACACUGGGGGCUGCUGGACCGCGGCUGGCCGCUGCUCGUGGACCUGCUCUCGGGCCGCUGUCUGUACCACCAGCUCUUCGAGGACGACGAUGACGCGUACCUGGAUGACGUCCCGCCGCCGCCGCCCGUGGAUCAUGAGGCUUGCAACGAGGCGCUGGCUAAGCUGGUGCAGGUCAAGAUGCAACAUGCCAACCGCACCAUCCCGCGGCCGGACGAUUGGCUCGUGUUCGACCCCGUGCAGGAGAAGCUGUAUCGCUCUCGCGCGAACAGGAACCUAUAGGAGACAACAACGAUCCUGCAGCAGAGUUGAAGCUCGCGGACGCAGAUGCAUGGGAAGGCACAGCGGAGCUGGAGCCGCAAAGCGCCGGGGUUAGGAAACGAUUAUAGACACCCAUCCAUCCAUGCAUUCAACCGUGCGAGUUGGCCAGCACAAGUAAGUAAAUAAGCCGCUCUCUCGCCUG
Messenger RNA from Phytophthora sojae, 715 nucleotides. RefSeq lists its product as hypothetical. NCBI's taxonomy places the organism in Eukaryota, Oomycota, Peronosporomycetes, Peronosporales, Peronosporaceae. The transcript has 3 exons. The record is from RefSeq and is a predicted model, not a curated record. Bases 1 to 534 code for a protein of 177 amino acids.